This is a messenger RNA of Didymosphaeria variabile, 675 nucleotides long. RefSeq lists its product as uncharacterized. Bases 1 to 675 code for a protein of 224 amino acids. Gene Ontology annotation, cellular component: plasma membrane. The record is from RefSeq and is a predicted model, not a curated record. NCBI's taxonomy places the organism in Eukaryota, Fungi, Ascomycota, Dothideomycetes, Pleosporales, Didymosphaeriaceae. Gene Ontology annotation, biological process: nucleobase transport; transmembrane transport. The transcript is spliced from 2 exons. Gene Ontology annotation, molecular function: nucleobase transmembrane transporter activity.
AUGCUUGUCAACCAACCCGAUCUGGCACGGUACUGUAAAAAGCCUAGAGAUGCCGGCUAUUUACAGGGUGUGUCGGUAUUCUUCAGCAAAGUGCUCAUUCUCGCGCUUGGUCUUUUGGCCACUAGCUCCAUGGAAGGUGUCUAUGGCGUUGCUUACUGGAACAUGUGGGAUCUGAACGAUGCGAUUCUCGAUCACAAUUGGACGCCAGCUGCACGCUGUGGCAUCUUCCUCGUCUCCUUUUCGUACCUCCUAAGCGUAUUUGGAGUUAACCUGGGUGCAAACUCAAUUCCCUUCGGUGCGGACAUGACGGGUCUGUUCCCGAAAUAUCUCACAAUUCGAAGAGGCCAAGUGCUCUUCAUGGGUAUGCCCGGCCUUGUCGCAGCAUAUAAUCCCAGGCUCGUGCCUCAAGCCGGAAAAGACAUGUACAAGCUCGGGUGGAUCUUAACCUUCACCACUGCUGGAGUCGUGUACUUUAUCCUCGUACAGAUCCGCAAGCCGAGGGUAUUCCCUACUGGAUUCGAGGAUAUUCCUGUUACCUGGGAGUAUCUGGCUACUGGUGGCAGGGAUGGCUUUUUUGAUGGAGAGAGAGAUGCAUACGCUGGAGGUUCGCCGAGUGAGAGCGUGGUCGAGGAACCUUAUGGUCAGGUGGAUGAGAAGCCGAAGAGUGCUUAUUGA